Molecule: messenger RNA, 902 nt
Organism: Arachis stenosperma
Lineage: Eukaryota; Viridiplantae; Streptophyta; Magnoliopsida; Fabales; Fabaceae
Product: NAC domain-containing protein 7-like
Exons: 1
Coding region: 22-564 (180 amino acids)
Source: RefSeq, a predicted model, not a curated record
UUCAAGAAGAGAGUAACAACGAUGCGUAAAGUGAUGAUGAGAGAGCAUGAUGAGUCUCCUAAUUCUUCUUGUUGGUACGAUGAGCAAGAAUUCAUGAUGAUGGAAUCACCAACAAAGCAACAAUCCUCUAUUCUUCUUCAUCAAUCCACCAAUAAUAACCAUUCCAAUUUGAUGCAGCUACCACCAUAUCCUCUCAUCAAGAAAGAGCUUCAUCACCCAUCAUCAUCAUACCCCUUCCUUCAGCUUCCACUCUUAGAGUCUCAUCAACAAUCUGCUGCUGCACCUUCCUCCAUUUCUGAACAACUCAUCAUGCCACCACCAAUUGGAGGAGGAGAACAAGUCCCUAGUUUUCAGUCAUUCUUCAAUAAUGAACAACAAGAAGUAGGAGUUCUUGAUUGGAGAGUUCUUGACAAGUUUGUUGCUUCACAACUUAGUCAAGAUGAUAAUCAUGCAUCCUCUAAUAGUAUUGUACAAGAUCUCACACAGGAAAUUGUUAUGGUGCCUCACAAUGAUCCUGCAUCAACAUCAAACUCCCUCACCUGCCCAAUUGAUUUGUGGAAAUAGCAUCAUGGAUUCCACCAUAUUAUAAAUUCCUCAUUUUGGGUACUUACUAAUUACAUUAUUUUACAUAUAUAUUAGAUACAAUUAAAUCUUCAACUGCAACUACUCUUUAAAUUCAUGUACAUAUAUAAACCUGCUAAUAUAUAAUGGGAUGGAGGGCAUGCAUGAAUUUAACUAUUAGCUUCAUUCUGAUGCCUCCACCAUUUUUAAUUAUUAGGACAGUUAAAUAGUUAGUAACAAGACAUAUAUUCACCUUACUUAGUUUUAAUUUGCGGGGUUUGAAUUAAGUUGUAUUGUUUGCUACGGAUUAUUAUGAUGGGCACUACUUAAAUUUGUUUUUA